CUCAGCUGGGAGCCCGCAGCGAGCUGGUGCAAAACUUCAGAGCCGGAGCGGCGCAGCGCGGAGCUGGGCAUGGGGUAGGCGCUCCGCUCCGCCCUGCCGCGCUCCCCGCCAUGUAGGCGAGUCCCCCGGGCGCUGCGCAUCGCUCCGCGCCGCUCCUCGCACCGCGCCGGGACCAUGCGGGGCGCCCCGGCCGCGGGGCUCCUGCCGCUGCUGCUGGGGCUGCGGCUGCUGCUGGCCGGCGGCGCCGCGGCUCAGUACUCCAGCGACCUGUGCAACUGGAAGGGGAGUGGCCUAACUCACGAGUCUCACAAGAAGGAUGUUGAACAGGUCUACCUCCGCUGUUCUGAAGGGGCAAUAGAGUGGAUGUAUCCCACGGGAGCGCUCAUAGUCAACCUGCGACCCAACACUUCACCUGCCUCUUACAAACAUUUGACUGUUUGCAUAAAGCCCUUCAAGGACUCUGCAGGAGCAAAUAUUUAUUUGGAAAAAACUGGAGAACUGAAACUCUUGGUCCGAGAUGGAGAUCGCAGCCCCAGUAAAGUAUAUUGCUUUGGUUAUGAUCAGGGGGGCCUGUUUAUUGAGGCCACUCCUCAGCAGGACAUUAGCAGGAAGAUUACGGGCUUCCAGUACGAACUGAUGAACAAGGGGAUAGCAUCCGAUUUGCACACAGUUUCUGCUCCCUGCCGACCAUGCAGUGACACAGAAGUCCUCUUGGCUGUCUGCACUAGUGAUUUUGUGAUCAGAGGCUCUAUUCAAGAUGUAACGAACGAGGCAGAAGAGCAAGAAUCCAUAAUUCACGUCGGUGUCAACAAACUGUACAGGCAGAAGAGCAAAGUCUUUCAGCUCACGGGGGAGAGUGGGAACUGGCGAGGGCAAAUAAAGACCCUGCUGGAGUGUGGGGUGAAACCAGGAGACGGAGACUUCCUUUUCACAGGACGCAUGCACUUUGGGGAGGCCAGGCUGGGCUGUGCCCCUCGUUUUAAAGACUUCCAAAGGAUGUACAAAGAGGCAAAAGACAAAGGGCUAAAUCCAUGUGAAAUUGGCCCCGAUUGAAAUCCCCUGUUUGGCUGAAGAUCGCUUUUAGCGUUUGGCCGGGGAUAUUUCCUGGCCACGGUGAAAACUGAACAAAAAUGGUAACUGAGAGCAUGGACAGAUCUGGAGUGCAGGCUGAGGCCCCGCGGGACACGUCUGCAGCCUGCGGUGCUGUUAGACUGAUGGAAGCAACAGAGGUACGAGCUCAGAAGGCUGCCAAGCAACCAAGGCUGGAUUUUUAACCAAUCUUGUCCUUACGAAUUAAGUUAUUAUAUUUUUUUAGUGACUUCCUUAGGAAAGCAAACAAAGAAAACUCCCAUGUCUUAAUAAAAAACCCAAAUGAAAGCCAA
Messenger RNA from Phalacrocorax carbo (great cormorant), 1382 nucleotides. The record is from RefSeq and is a predicted model, not a curated record. NCBI's taxonomy places the organism in Eukaryota, Metazoa, Chordata, Aves, Suliformes, Phalacrocoracidae.